Molecule: messenger RNA, 3216 nt
Organism: Solanum lycopersicum (tomato)
Lineage: Eukaryota; Viridiplantae; Streptophyta; Magnoliopsida; Solanales; Solanaceae
Source: RefSeq, a predicted model, not a curated record
AUGGGCGACAACAAUGAACAAAUCAGCCUCACAGAUGUCGUGGUGGCUCAGCAAACUGUGGCAGAUCAGAAUGAGCUUAUUGCGCAGUUGAUGCAGCAAAUAGCUGACAUGAGGGUAGAGAUGCAACGGAGGCAAGACACCCCUCCGCCCGGAUUCGGCCCCAACUUUCUCGACGCAAGACCCCCUACAUACUUCCCCUCGUCCAGCUCGGAUCCUACUCAACAACAUCCACUGACACCCGUGCACAACCCCUCUGGGAAUGUCCCAAGCCCUUCCAUAGCUGCACCCCUCCACAAAAGAACUGCUUUCCAAGUCCCUGUUCAGACCGAGCAUGAGGUGCACGGCUCCGAGUUGGACCAUUAUGAGGAGCAAGAAAGAGAGUGGAGGGCGAGGGAAGAAGCGAAGGUAGACAUAAAGGAGGAGGUUAAGAGGGCGAUGAGAGAAUUGCAAUGUACUCCAGACGUCGCCGGGUUAAGCUACGCAGAACUAUGCAUCCACCCAGACUUGAACCUACCUGAAGGGUUCAAGAUCCCGAAGUUUGAUACCUUCGGAGGGGUGGGAAACCCCAUGGCACACCUGAGAGCAUACUGUGACCAACUCGUGGGAGUUGGUAAAGAUGAAGCCUUGCUGAUGAGGUUAUUCAGCCGGAGCCUAUGUGGUGAAGCCCUGGAGUGGUUCACGUCACAUGAGACUCGACAGUGGCCCAGUUGGAGUGCACUGGCUAAGGAUUUCAUCAAUAGAUUCACAUAUAACGUCGAGGUAGUUCCUGAUCGGUACUCCUUGGAGAAGAUGAAGCAGAAGCCCACAGAAAGCUAUCGAGAAUUCGCGUACAGAUGGAGGAAAGAGGCAGCAAGGGUGAGGCCUCCGAUGACAGAAAAAGAGAUUGUAGAGGUGUUCGUGCGGGUGCAGGAGCCCAAGUAUUAUGACAAGAUCAUCUUGUUAAUUGGCGCCAAGUUCGCCGAAAUAGUCAAAGUGAGCGAGACUAUUGAAGAUGGCCUGAAGUCGGGGAAGAUAGCCCGAGCAUCUGCAUCACCUGGAUCUUCCGGACUGGUAAGGAAGAAAAGAGAGGAGGUUAACGCUAUCUCGCACGGGGGAAGAAAAAUCCCCAGAAACUUACCAAGUCCCCAAGGCCGCUCCAAUCCUCCAUUAAAGACUCAUCGAGCCUACCAUCCACACUCAAGUCACUCCAGCCACUACAAUGCUGCCCCCCAUUAUCCAGAUGCCCAUAUUGUGUCGUAUCAAAAUCCACCCCCGAUUCCCCAAAAAUUUCCCUCCACAUAUCCAAACUACCCCCAAGCUUAUCAAGUCCCUCCCCAUUACCAAAGUGUCGCUCCUAGCUGCGCUAAUGUACAACCAAGCUAUCGAACACCGUCUCCGACAUAUCAAAUACAAACCCCAGCAUAUCAGAACCCCCAUCCGAAUUACCGAGCCCCAAUGCCAAACUACCAAACAAAUCCCCAUCCCAGAGCCCAAGCUCCACGACCAAAUGCCCGCAGUUAUCAACAAGUCCCUCCCCCACAGCAGGGCGGGUAUGAUCCCCCUCGCCCCAGGUCUGAGAAGAAGCCCUCCAGAAGCUUCACCGUAUUGGCGGAAAGCAGAACUAAAUUGUUCGAAAGAUUAUCUGCAGCCGGAUACAUCCACCCUGUGGGCCCCAAGCCCAUGGAUGUUAAUUCCAAAUUCUACAGACCGGAGCAGAGAUGUGCUUACCAUUCCAACGGUGUUGGACAUAAUACAGAAGAUUGUAUCAAUCUCGAGCACAAGAUCCAGGACUUGAUUGACCAGGAAGUGGUCUCUCUUCAGCCUGCGGCGCCAAACGUCAACACGAAUCCGUUGCCAAAUCAUGGGGGUGGAAACAUCAACAUGAUAGAAACUGACGAAGAUGAGCGUGAAGCCAAGAGAAUUACUCCUGUUGUUCAGGAAGACUUGGAGAGGGCUGUCGCUUCUUUGAGCGUCAGGGAGAAAGGAGAGUUUGUCAUUCUGACACCUGCAAAGGCUGUUGCUUUGGUGCCCGCAAAGACUCUCUCCAAGCCCAAGUUCGUUAUAGAAACGGCCGUGGCUCAGGGCAUGACUAGAUCUGGAAGAUGUUACACUCCUGAUGAGCUUGCUCUCGGAAGAAAAAAGAAAGAUCAUGCCAAGAGACCGAUCAGCGAAGCAGAAGCUGAGGAGUUCUGGAGGAGAAUGCAACCCAAAGACUACUUCAUCGUCAAGCACUUGGAGAAAACUCCAGCCCAAAUUUCGGUGUGGGCCCUACUGAUGAGCUCCUGGUCCCACAGACAGGCUUUGAUGAAAGCCCUGGAUGACACAUAUGUUCCCUCGGGUACGAGCAGUGACAAUGUAGCUGCUAUGAUUCACCAGGUCAUUCGGGGACACCUUAUCAGUUUCUGCGACGAUGAACUGCCGGCCGAAGGGAGGGCCCACAACAAAACUCUACACAUCAACGUGAUAUGUCGCGGAAAGGUCAUCAACCGUGUUCUGGUAGACGACGGAUCUGGUUUGAACAUAUGCCCCCUGUCCACAUUGAAGCAGCUAAGGUUUGACCUCGGAAAGUUGGAGCAAAACCAGGUCAAUGUGAGAGUAUUCGACGGUAUGCAGAGAGACACGUUGGGAGCUGUGAACCUGACCAUCCAAAUGGGCCCCGCAGAGUUCGAGGCAAAGUUCCAGGUGUUGGACAUCGACACUAGCUAUAACUUUCUGUUGGGAAGGCCAUUCAUCCACGCGGCUGGGGCCGUCCCCUCCACUCUCCACCAAAUGAUAAAUCUGGUGUGGAAGAAUGAAGAACUGGUGAUUCAUGGUGAAAAGGGUCAAUCGGGAAGGCAAGUGCCGGUCUCGGACGAAACACCGCAAGGUUCAGACUUCUACACGGUGGAGUUGGUAAAUGCCACCGAUGAGGGCUUGGCCCCGCAGAACCCCAUGCCGGCCGUGUACAAAAUGAUUGCCACGGUAAUGCUGCAGAGUGGAUUCAAACCAGGUUUUGGAUUAGGAAGGAAUGCGCAACGGAUCAUCGAGCCAGUUCCGAUCCUUGCUACAGGAUCAAGGUAUGUCCGGGAGCGUGCCGAGCCUGAAGAUGAUGGGGAAGGAAUCUGUGACCUUUUCCAGGAGAUCAAUGCCAUCAUCGAGGAGGAGGCUGAGCCAGCUGGCAUUCGUGACGCUGAACCAGAGGAGGUGCUGCUGAAUUGGACGUCCACGCCAAUCCUGAUGUCCCGAACUCUGUUGUAG